Molecule: messenger RNA, 669 nt
Organism: Laccaria bicolor S238N-H82
Lineage: Eukaryota; Fungi; Basidiomycota; Agaricomycetes; Agaricales; Hydnangiaceae
Exons: 3
Coding region: 1-669 (222 amino acids)
Molecular function (GO): zinc ion binding
Source: RefSeq, a predicted model, not a curated record
AUGCCAUCAAAGCAAUCAGGUCUCCAAUAUGCUACUGUAACUGAAGAGAAAGAUGGUUCUCUGGCUUGCUCUUGUCAAGCAUUUGAUCAAACUGGCAAAGCUUGUGUUCAUAUCAAGGCUGCUAGGCUCCAGAUUGCCUAUGGACCAGUGACUGACUAUAUUGAACUUGAGACUAUACAGAAAACUUGGGGUAUCAAAGCAAAGGGCCAGAAGCAGAACCCUUCCAGGCCUAUCAAGGGCCGCCAUCAUCAAGCUGUCUCUGAUACAGCUGUUUCUAGGGAGUUGGAUAAAAUUCUCUCAAAAUUAGAGGAUGAUUCUGAUUCUGAGCCUCCAUCUACUCUACUUCCGAUUUCUGAUAGUGAUGAGGCUUAUCAGUCUCUGGAUGUCAAAAUCCUUCAGAAAGGUCCUGGAGUCACACCAGGCAGACCACCAAAAGCUAAACCACUUCAUCCUAAUCGCACACCAGUUCGGUUCAGCCAGAAACCAGGACCCAAGCCAAAACCUCAUAACUCUCUUUUACCAUCUCAGUCAAAAUCACCAACCAAGCCAGUCAACUUUUCUCCCAAGAAAAGUCCAAGCAAAAAGUUUCAUUCAAACAAAAACAAUGAAUCAGAUGAGGAUAUGGAUGAUCUUGAGGUAAAUAUAAUAUUUCAAAGUUUUUUUGGCUGA